Messenger RNA from Lycium barbarum (goji berry), 908 nucleotides. RefSeq lists its product as uncharacterized. The record is from RefSeq and is a predicted model, not a curated record. Lineage: Eukaryota; Viridiplantae; Streptophyta; Magnoliopsida; Solanales; Solanaceae. The transcript has a single exon. Bases 442 to 798 code for a protein of 118 amino acids.
CGAUGCAACAAAAAUUAAGCAUCAAUCAAAACAAACAUUAUAUUUAAAUUAACAACGCAAUACACGAAUACAAUACAAUCGGUAACAACCAUCCAAACCAAGUGUAACAUUUUCUUUCAUAUAUAAAUAUAUAAAUCUCUCUCGAUUUCCAAGAAAUAUAUCAGUUAGAAACUUCCAAAACUUUUAAAAAGUCCACUUUUUUCAUACUCCAAAAUCUCAUAUUUCCUCCAUCACCGGCAACAACCCACCGGAAAGCACCCGACCCGACCCGUUUUAUUGCCAUGACUUCCAGUCUAAGCCCACUAGGAACAGCUCUAACAAUAAUAUUCAUCAUCAUCUUCCAAAGAGCUUCUUCUUUUUUUAUUCUGUCUUAAAACACAACAAACGAAUAUCUCUCGGGUAGAACCCGACCCGAACCCGAGUUCCCAUGAUCCGGUGGAAAUGGAGCUUAUUGAUUUGUUGAAGCUACAUGAUAUGUAUGGACCAUCGAGAUUUCUGUUUACGAUAAACGAAGAAGAGAAAGAAGAUUUGGAAUCGGAUAAAUCGGAUGAGAAAAUGAAGAGCAUGAGCUUAAAGGAGUGUAUGAAAAUUGAUGAAGACUCGCCGGAAAACUUGCCAGAGUCGCCGGAAGUGAUGUCGGAGUUGCCGGAAAAGGAGUUAGUCGGCGAAGAGUUGCCAGAGGAGGUGGCAAUUGAUUAUGAUUCUAUGGAGAAUAAAACGACUCCGUUUUCAACUCCUUGCGAUUCGCCGUUUUACUUAACUCCGGUGGCUUCUCCGAGGCGUGAAGGGAUCAUUUAGAAGCUGAUUAGAGUUAUGCAAGGGUUAGUAAUAUAAGGAUUAGUUAUGAAGGAAUCUAUAUAUUAUUUUAUGCACGAAUUAGUUAUUUAUAUAAUAGUUAUUUCACUUUU